This is a messenger RNA of Alexandromys fortis (reed vole), 912 nucleotides long. It is a transcript of the gene Wfdc8, whose product is annotated as WAP four-disulfide core domain 8. Lineage: Eukaryota; Metazoa; Chordata; Mammalia; Rodentia; Cricetidae. The transcript has 7 exons. The coding region runs from base 1 to 912 and encodes 303 amino acids. The record is from RefSeq and is a predicted model, not a curated record. Gene Ontology annotation, molecular function: serine-type endopeptidase inhibitor activity. Gene Ontology annotation, cellular component: extracellular region.
AUGCCCAACUCCUGCCCUGGAUAUGCCUUCUAUGUGGAGCAAUGCAGUACGGAGCGAGACAGUGGGAAAGUGACCAAAAGGGCCCAGCUGCAGCCCUGUGGCCAAGUAUGGGGUGCCACAGAGGAUCCUGAGGUGUCUGUCCCAGGCCUGUCUCACUCGCUACCCUCCAACAGACCCCUUCUCGCUUCUGGUUCUGUUUUCUCAUCCAUGAAGCAUCUUCCCCUCCAUGGCUCCACCAGCUUCUGGAGGAGUGGAGCUCUUGUGUUGCUUCUCUUCCUCUCCUUGGAGCAGACUUCCGCAUCGUACACUGCCAAAAUCAAACAGAAAGUGGGUGAGUGCCCCAGCAAGCGGUUGGAAUGCGGAAGUAGGGUUCCAAACCCAUGCACAACAGACUUCAGCUGUGAGGCACAUUUCAAGUGUUGUCCUUUCUCCUGUGGGAAUUUAUGCAUAGAUCCUUAUGAAGAACCCUGCAUGUUACCCUCAGACGCAGGAGACUGCCAUGACAAUCAGACUCGCUGGUAUUUUGACUCUGAGAAGCAUUAUUGCAGACCUUUUACAUACAGUGGAUGUCAUGGGAAUUCCAACAACUUCCUCAGCAAGAUGGACUGCAAGAACGCCUGCAUGUUAAUUGUGAAGAAGGGACAGUGCCCACUCUUCCCUUUCCAAAUGAGGAUGGAGUGCCCGCCCUCCUGCAAGAACGACAUGGACUGCCUGGAGAAGGAGAAGUGCUGCGAGUCCAGGUGUGGCUUCAUUUGUGCCAGGGCCUGGCUAGUCAAAACAGGUUUCUGCCCAAGUAAGCCCAUGAUAUGCUCGAAGAUCGACAAGCCCAAGUGCUUGAAGGACAACGACUGUCCCCUGGACGAGAAGUGCUGCUCACGCUGCGGCCUGAAGUGCUUGGAAGCCAAACACUGA